Molecule: messenger RNA, 1254 nt
Organism: Histoplasma mississippiense
Lineage: Eukaryota; Fungi; Ascomycota; Eurotiomycetes; Onygenales; Ajellomycetaceae
Exons: 2
Coding region: 1-1254 (417 amino acids)
Molecular function (GO): pyridoxal phosphate binding; transaminase activity
Source: RefSeq, a predicted model, not a curated record
AUGGUAGGCGGCUGGAACUUUGGCGGCAUCAGUGUACAUGAGAGCGCUUUUGCAGAGCGUGUCUGUGACCGCUUCAAAGAGGCCGGGAUGGAGAUGGUGCGAUUUACCAAUUCGGGCACGGAGGCAAAUACGAUGGCGAUUGCCACGGCGCUGGCGUUUGUUAAUACCCGAAAUGACAAGGACGGGAAUGACGAGACAAGGAAGACUAUAACGAAGAGCAAAAUUCUCGUCUUCAGCAAUGCGUAUCAUGGUGCAACGCUUGCGUUUCCUAUGACCCUCGUCGCGGAUGCCGAUGCCGAUGCCGAUGCCGAUGCCGAUGGUGGUAAAGUGGUCAGCGGCGGCACCGCAGGCGCCGCAGCAACGAAUCUCCCCCAUGACUUCGUCAUCGCGCCGUACAAUAACAUCGAUGAGACGAGGGCCAUUGUCAAUUCACUCCACCCACGUAGCAGUCUUGCUGCGAUCCUCUUUGAACCCAUGCAGGGCGCGGGUGGCUGUCGCACCGCCACUAAAGAAUUCGCCCGUUUCCUGCGGCAGGUUGCAGAUGAACAUUCCGCGCUCCUCAUCGCUGAUGAGGUCAUGACGUCCCGAUUGGCGCCUGCGGGGUUAUGUGUGGGGCUUUUUGGUAUCACGCCCGAUAUCAUGACGUUGGGGAAAUGGGUUGGUGGUGGGAUGAGUUUUGGGGCAUUCGGGGGUAGGCGGGAGAUUAUGGAGCUAUACUUGCCUGCUGAUCCGGGGGAGAGGAAGGGAAAGGGGAGGCUGAGCCAUGCGGGGACUUUUAAUAAUAACAUCUUGACAAUGGUGGCGGGCUUCGAAGCAUUGGGGAUUUAUACGAAGGAGAGAGUCGGGGUGCUCAAUCGGUUGGGAGAUAGGUUGAGAAAAGGGGUUUGGACUUUGCUCGCUGGUCGGAGGAUUAUAAGUGAACAUCUGAGCCAGAGCGGAGAGGCUGGCGAAGGGUACGAGAUUGUGGAGGUUGAUACCUUUGAUCGGGUGAGGCAGGGAAAGGAAGCCAAGGGACUCCCGAGGAUGUUUGUGAGUGGGCAUGGGAGCUUGAUAAAUGUGCGGUUUACGGGUUUCGAUGCGAAGGUGUGGCAGGCGUUGUUCUAUCACCAUAUGCUAGACGAACACAUUUAUCUUGCUAUGAGGGGUUACAUGGCUUUGACGAUAGAGACGACUGAAGGUGAUGUUGAUAGGUUCAUCAGCUGCGUGGAAGGCUUUCUGGACCGGACAACGCAAGAUUGUGAAACGGAGAUUUGA